Mustela lutreola (European mink) is the source of this 2845-nucleotide messenger RNA. It is a transcript of the gene ZNF398, whose product is annotated as zinc finger protein 398. The record is from RefSeq and is a predicted model, not a curated record. The transcript has 6 exons. Bases 300 to 2222 code for a protein of 640 amino acids. Gene Ontology annotation, biological process: regulation of cytokine production; negative regulation of transcription by RNA polymerase II; regulation of immune system process. Lineage: Eukaryota; Metazoa; Chordata; Mammalia; Carnivora; Mustelidae.
GGGCGGCGCGUCUAGGCCGGAGCCGUUCCCAGGGUGCGCUCGGUGUCCACAAAGCGCCAGCUGAGGGGCCGCUGCGGGCCGAACGCCGCUGAGCCUGCCCGCCGUCUCCCAGCCUCGCCCGCCGGCCGCACCGCCUCCGCUGCGUCCUCGCGCCCCGAGCAGCCGCGCGAGCCCGGGCGGGGAAGGCAGGACCGGGCGGGCGCCGCCUGCGGAGAGGCCGGGGGCCGGCCUGCGUGGGACCGCGCGGCGGCGGCGGCGACUCCGGCGACUGCGGGCCGGGCCGGACACGGCGCAGGGCCAUGGCCGAGGCGGCGCCGGCUCCGACUUCUGAAUGGGACUCUGAAUGCCUUACAUCCCUGCAGCCCCUUCCUCUUCCCACGCCCCCAGCAGCAAAUGAGGCGCACCUGCAGACCGCAGCCAUCUCCCUGUGGACGGUGGUGGCAGCCGUGCAGGCCAUCGAGAGAAAGGUGGAGGUCCAUAGCCGGCGACUCCUACACCUAGAAGGACGGACAGGGACAGCAGAGAAGAAGCUAGCCAGCUGUGAAAAAACAGUGGCUGACCUUGGGAACCAGCUGGAGGGCAAGUGGGCCGUGCUGGGGACCCUGCUGCAGGAGUACGGGCUGCUGCAGAGGCGGCUGGAGAACCUGGAGAACCUGCUGAGGAACAGGAACUUCUGGAUCCUGCGGCUGCCCCCGGGCAUUAAAGGAGAUAUCCCAAAGGUGCCGGUGACAUUUGAUGAUAUCUCCAUCCAGUUCUCCACUCCAGAGUGGGACAAACUGGAAGAACGGCAGAAAGAACUUUACAAGAAUAUCAUGAAGGGCAACUACGAGUCUCUCAUCUCCAUGGAUUAUGCCAUGAAUCAACCUGAUGUCUUAUCUCAGAUUCAGCCGGAAGGAGAACACAAUACAGAGGAGCAGCCAGGACCAGAGGAAAGUGAGAUUCCCACAGACCCCAGUGAAGAGCCUGGCAUUUCAACAUCAGAUAUUCUGUCUUGGAUCAAACAAGAGGAAGAGCCCCAGGUUGGGGCCCCACAGGAGACCAAGGAGAGUGACAUGCACAAGGGCGCCUAUGCUGAUGAAGAUCUCGUCAUCAAAGCCGAAAGCCUCGCCAGAGCCUCCUUGUGCCCAGAGGUCCCAGUCACCUUCUCUUCACCACCGGCCGCGAAGGAUCCUUUUCCGGAUGUGGCUUUCAAAAGCCAGCCGUCCGCCUCCAUGGCGCCUUUUGGACGUCCGGCCACGGACCUGGCCGAAGCCUCCGAGGGCCAAGUGACCUUUACUCAGCUGGGCAGCUACCCCCUGCCCCCUCCCGCCGGGGAGCAGGUGUUCUCGUGCCACCAGUGCGGCAAGAGCCUCAGCCAAGACAUGCUGCUGACCCACCAGUGCGGCCACACCGGGGAGCACCCCCUAGCCUGUGCCCCGUGCCCCAAGCACUUUCCCCCGCAGGCCGAGCUCGGUGGCAGCUCCCAGCCCCACGCCAGCGAGACGCCCCCCACCUGCCCGCACUGCGCCAGAACGUUCACGCACCCGUCGAGACUCACCUACCACCUGCGCGUCCACAACAGCGCCGAGCGCCCCUUCCCCUGCCCCGACUGCCCCAAGCGCUUCGCCGACCAGGCGCGGCUCAGCAGCCACCGGCGCGCGCACGCCAGCGAGAGGCCGUUCCGCUGCGCGCAGUGUGGCCGCAGCUUCAGCCUGAAGAUCAGCCUCCUGCUGCACCAGCGGGGCCACGCGCAGGAGCGGCCCUUCUCCUGCCCGCAGUGCGGCAUUGACUUCAACGGCCACUCGGCCCUGAUCCGCCACCAGAUGAUCCACACGGGCGAGCGGCCGUACCCGUGCCCGGACUGCAGCAAGAGCUUCAUGCGCAAGGAGCACCUGCUCAACCACCGGCGGCUGCACACGGGCGAGCGGCCCUUCAGCUGCGCGCACUGCGGCAAGAGCUUCAUCCGCAAACACCACCUCAUGAAGCACCAGCGCAUCCACACGGGCGAGCGGCCCUACCCCUGCGCCGACUGCGGCAAGAGCUUCCGCUACAAGCAGACGCUCAAAGACCACCUGCGGUCGGGCCAUGGCGCGGGCUGCGGGGCCGACAGCGACCCCUCCGGGCAGCCGCCUGGCCCCCCGGGACCCCUCCUCCCGGCGCUCGAGGCCCCGGGCCUGGCCGCGAGCACCGAGGGGCUGGAGGCCAGUCAGUGGUACGACGGGAGCAGAGGGAGCGUUCUGUGAGCCUCGCUCCUCCGGGGGCUGGCUGUGCUCCGCUGUUUCCCGCGCCCGAGAGCCCCUCCACGCCCUCCACCCCCUGCAGCGAUCGCUCUGCGGCUCCCCGGCGACUGGGGAUCGCAGACACUUGACUAGAGACAUGCUGGAAGUUUGGAACUUCACAACAUCCCAAGAACACAUUUCGAAAUCCGGAAAGACCUGGAAGGGAGCCCGGCAUCCCGAUCUUUACAGAAGUAUUACCUAAGCAGAAGUUAUGUAAGAGGGGUACAGAGAGGUUGGAAAGCGAGAUUUGGCCCGGGUUAGUCCAUCCCAGGGUGAUAAGUUGAUACUGACUGUGGCUCUCGGUAGAGACAGGUGCAUGGGAGGAGCCUCCAGAUUUGGAAGCCCAGCAUGAGGCAUGAGGGUGUUUCAUUGAACCUCAUUGAUUCCCUGAUGAUAAGAUGGUGGUUAGAAGAGAGUGUUGGACCCUCGGGCAGUGGUACCGCUUCUCCCUGGUAGCAGCUUAAAGUCGACUCCUGUGCUCAAGCGCUGUCUCUCCCGGAAUGGUAAUGCAAGACUGCCUUCCUAGGUUUCCUAGAUUAAUUCUUCUGAUACACUUUGUUUAAUUUGGGUGGAGAGCAAGAAGUCUG